CUCCAGUCCACUUUCGUUACAUAGAAACUUGAGGCGUCAUGGAAAGCGCUGUGGCGUCCCUUCAAUCUGUGGGCUCUUUUCGUGUAGGGGUGUCCAACAAGAAUGCCUGUCCACGUUGCGCUCAGCAUUUGGAGAUAGUGCAGUCCCUCUCCCAGAGAGGAUUGAGGCGCCCCCGCUGGUCUCCAUCAAGUUUCAGCAUCGACCCCUCGUUCGGGCGUCUGUAUAUCCUUUGUACUCAUCAAUCAAGGACAGAAGAGCCUGCUAUUUUGAAAAUGGGCACAGGUGCUACCCAAACAGGUAUGGUUGGAGCGCAGGUCUCGAGUAGCAGGUCCGCUGCUUCGGAGGCAAAUGCUGAAAGUAGUGGCGAGAGCGCUAGGCAAAGGGACAGUGGAUUGAUGCUGACUGGGACAGUGCGCGAAGGCGCACUUGACUUGUCUCGUGACGACAUGUGUGCAUCUGCCACCACCAAUCCAUCGCCACUUGUCGGAAACCCACUUGACAACCGAGAAGUGACGGGGUCAGGAGACGGGACCACCGGCGAACGAGGAGUCAGUGGAAUUGUCGCGGAUGCUUCCAAUUCACAGAGCCACCUAGACCAAGAAAUGUAUGCAUCCACUUUGGGCCAAAGUGGUCAGGAGGACUUCUCAGAGGAAGCGCCUGCUCCUUUUAAAGGCGCUGCCCAUAACAACGAAAGCAUUGGUGAGCAUCUAGACCUUGUCGAUGAUGUACCCGAGGGGCACACGGAGUUGAGAAGCUUUGGGCAGUGGGGGGAGGAGCCAAGACGGCCUGCUAAAAGAAGCAAGCGCAAGCAGUACGUCUGGCCCGAGCUUAGGACAGCAGAGAACGAGGAGCCUGAUUACGAGUACCUGGAAGUAGACCCUUCGGAGCUUCCCGAGCGGCGAACGAGCUCGCAGAAGGCGUCGAGCAGCGGGCGUGCCAUAAAAUACACCGCCCCAAAGGCGAAAAACAGGGGUCAGAAAAGCACGGCCAGUGUCAAGAGGGAGCCCAGUGCGGCGGCCCAGGCGUGCUUGACACUGCUGAGCGAGUACCAAGAUCCGGGAUACUUGCCAUACGAGGAGUUUCGGGACACGUUGAGGGAGUGGGUGAACGAGCAGGCGCCGAGGAGGGCAGACGGAAUGGACGUGCUAAGGGCGCUGCUAGACUACCGGGAAACGCAGGUGUUUAUCAGAGUGGCGGAGCACUUUAUGAAAGAGGGGUGGUUCCGGUCCAACCUGGCCGACCACAACAAGCUGCUCAAUGUGUUCGUCAAGAACGGCUUUUUUCUGAAGGCCGAAAACCGCUACCGCAAAAUGCUCUCAAAAGGUAUCCAGCCAGACCGCACGACCUACACUCUGAUGAUCCAGCACUACGGGCUGUGGAAGAGGCCGGACCGCGCAGAAGAGCUGUUCCUGGAGAUGAAGACCAGAAACAUACAUCCAAACGAGGACACGUUCGUUGCGCUCAUGGGGGCGCUGACAAAGGCGGGCCGGUUGGUGGAGGCAGAGCGGCUGCUCAAGUCGAUGCGCAAGUCGCGGUGUCCCCGGGGGCCAGCCGCUUACGUCACGCUGAUGGAGGCGUACGGCCGUGAAGAAGAGCCCGAGGAGGCGGAGCGCGUCUUCCUCAUGCUGCAAGCGGACGGGAUCCCCUUGGACCGCGCCGCAUAUCUGGGCCUGAUGCACGUGUACUCGGACCUGCGGAAGCCGCACCACGUGGAGCGCGUGUUUCGGGACAUGCUCGCGCAGCGCAUCCUGCCGGACGAGACUUCAUACCUAGUUCUUAUCGACAGCUACCGCGCCGCGGGGCUCGGGAAGAACUGCGAGCGGCUCAUGGAGGAGAUGAAGCUGCUGGGGCUCUCCCCGUACAAGGCCGCCGCUCUCAUCAUGGAGGCGUACGGCAAGGAGCAGCUCUUCUCCGAGGCCGAGCGCAUUCUCACCGACCUCCAAGCCACCACCGGACGUAAGCCUGGCGUCAUGCACUACAACGCGCUGCUCGCGAGCUACGGCCGGCACGGCCUCCACAAGGACGCCAUGAAGGUCUUCGACUGGAUGACGUCAGCGGGCGUGGCGCUCAACCAGCGGAGCCACGUGUUGAUCCUGGAUCUGUUCGACCGCACGGGGCGGAAGGCGAACCUCCGGGCGGCGUUCCGGGCGAUGCAGUCCGACGGAUUCGGGUUGGAGUUUGAGGUGGCGCAAGAAGCGGUGAACGAUUACCGGGCGUCGAUUGCGGAGUACGAACUAGAGGCGGAGGAAGAGCGGGAAGAACGGUUGAGGAAACGGGCGGAGCGCACGGCGCGGUUCAUGGAGAAGUGGGACACGUGGAGCCGCGAGCUGGACGAACUAGACGCGGAGAUCGCGGAGGUGGAGCUCGCGGCGGAGCGGCGGAUGGACAAGUGGGCGGACCGCACGCGCACGUACUAGCGAUGAAUGGCGGCGUGUACUUACGUCAGCGGAAGAGCUGUUACUCUCGAGGGGGACGGACAGAAGGGCGGCGCGCAUGCGGGGUAAUCCUGCAUCCGUACGAGCUGAGGGUGUUGCAGAGUGUUUUGGGUGUUCAAGAGCUAGCCGACGGGUGCGGCAGGCCAGUUUCAAUACGCCAUGCUCUGAAGUGUGGGACGGCUGUUCUCGAUACUUAAGACGUUCACCGGCGACCUUUAUCAGCCGAGUCGACUAUCUGAUCACGCAGUGGCGGACGGCGCUUGCUGUUGCAUGAGGCAUCCAGCUUUUCAGUCCCGCAUGUGCAUUGGCGGCCGCUUGCCAAGAAAGUCAGUGCAGAACAAUGGUCAAUUUGCCACGACAUGCCGGUUCAUCGGAACAGUAGCUGCAGAGCCCGUGCAAGCCCGCGCACCUAGAUGUGGCCCGCAUCGCGCUAGCUAAGGGCCGGACCCAUGUCAAUGCUUAUUGAAGAAGCCAUCAAUCCGCCCA
Molecule: messenger RNA, 2921 nt
Organism: Klebsormidium nitens
Lineage: Eukaryota; Viridiplantae; Streptophyta; Klebsormidiophyceae; Klebsormidiales; Klebsormidiaceae
Source: the annotation of a GenBank genome assembly